AUGACCUCUAAUUCUCAACGGUUGCUCCCCGACGUCGUUUUGAGAAACCCGAGCGCGCCAAAUGAAACUUGCGCGUUUCCCGUUUUGCCCUCGAAACCAGACUCAAUUUCAAACCCCAUCCCUUCCGCUCUUAGUACUCUUUUAUUCUUCUUCUAUUUCUUCCCUGAGGUUACACGGCACCGACCCAUGGAGCCACCCGCAGCGAAACACGGCUCCUUACGAAAUGUUCUGGUUCGUCUCUUCUCCUUCGCCGUCCUCAUCUUAGCAGCGCGAUUUGCCAUCAUCGUCACCGUCCGCGGCGGAUCCUGCGAAUCCGCCGAUUUCUGCUUCUUCUCCGAAAACCUCACUCUCUCCACUCCCUCUCGUUCCUCCGACGCCGAAGAUAUAUUUUCCGGAAAGAACUGGCGCCGAUCAGUCGAGCACUACGCCGCCUUUUUCCAGGACCUCAUCGCCGACGGCUACCUCUCCCCGAACUCCCGCGCCCUCUGCAUUGACACGCCCGCCGGAGAGGACGUCCUGGCUCUGAAAGAGGUCGGCAUCGUUGACUCCGUUGGAAUCUUCAAGAAACCGUCGCCGCCGCUGAUUCUACACGGUGACGGCCGCCGGCAUCCUUUCUCUGGCGACGCUUUCGACUUCGAGUUUUCCGGCCACGGCGGCCUGGAACGUUCCCCGCGACCGGCGGUCUUCGCCGCCGAGAUCUGCCGCACCCUCCGUCCCGGCGGCUUUACGGUUGUUCACGCGGCGGUGAGAGAUGCUUACAGCUUCGAUUCUUUCCUUGAAUUGUUCAGUUGCUGUGAAUUGAUCAGAACACGAGAAAUCAACGGUGUUGAUUCCCGUCCGGUUCUUGAAAUUUUGUUGAAGAAGAAAAAGGAAAACCCAAAUUUCGAAAUCGAAACCCUAGAUAGUGGCAAUUUCGUGAAUAAGUGCUCUGUUCCUGGUUAUAAACGUGAAAUAGUUAAAAAUGCAGAGUCGUUGAUUGAGGAAGAGCCAUUGAAGCCUUGGAUUAUAUUAAAGAAAAAUGUGAAGAACGUCAAGUACUUAACUUCUUUGGUUGACAUAAGCUUUAAGAAUAGGUAUGUGUAUGUUGAUGUAGGAGCUAGGAGUUAUGGUUCUAGCAUAGGAAGUUGGUUUAGGAAACAGUACCCAAAGCAGAAUAGAACCUUUGAGGUUUAUGCAAUUGAGGCUGAUAAAUCAUUUCAUGAAGGGUAUAGGGAAAAGAGAGGGGUAACAUUGUUGCCCUAUGCAGCUUGGGUGAGGAAUGAGACAUUGUUCUUUGAGAUCACCAGAGACCCAAGCAAAGUGAUGAUGCAAGGAAGAGGCAUGGGGAGGAUAAACCCUGUGCAAACCUCUUCUAGCCAUAUGGGUGACACGGACAAAAUUCAGGGUUUUGAUUUUGCAGAGUGGCUCAAGAGUGCUGUAACAAAAAUGGAUUUUGUGGUGGUGAAGAUGGAUGUGGAAGGGACAGAGUUUCAUCUCAUCCCAAGGUUGAUUCAGACUGGGGCUAUAUGCUUGAUUGAUGAGCUCUUCCUUGAGUGCCACUACAAUAGGUGGCAGAGAUGCUGCCCUGGACAGAGAAGUGCAAAGUAUCACAAGACCUAUACUCAAUGCCUGCAUAUGUUUUCUUCACUUAGAAGUUAUGGAGUUUUAGUGCAUCAAUGGUGGUGA
Molecule: messenger RNA, 1665 nt
Organism: Sphenostylis stenocarpa
Lineage: Eukaryota; Viridiplantae; Streptophyta; Magnoliopsida; Fabales; Fabaceae
Source: the annotation of a GenBank genome assembly